UGGUUUGGAGCUGUUUCCACCCCCCAGCUCGCUGCUGCAAGGAAGCUGAAUGUGAGUGCAGUGCAGAACUGUUUGCUAAUGCUGAUCGUGGGCAUGCUGUGCUGCCCUAGGCCUGAAUCAUGAAUUGUGCUGCCUCUUGUAGGUUCUCCUCAGAAGAGGGUAUUUAUGGAAUCUAAAAAUGCAGUCUCUGCAGCAUCCCUGUCAUGACGCUUACAUAGCCUGCAAGGGCAUUGUCACAAUUUCUCUGUGUUGUAUUUUUUGCCUUUGCAGCAUCUCUCUUUCUGUCUUUUAACACUUUAAUUGACCUUCCUGGUGUGGUGGUCUCUUCUGUCAAUAUUCCUGCUUGCUUGGGGAUUUUAUUGGGCUUCUGUAUUCCCGUUGCUGACUCAGUUUUCUUUAAGGUGGAGACGCACUCCUCCAUCAAUCGUUUAUUUACAGUUUUUAUGCUGAUUCUGCACUAAUUAUCAUCCUUCAGCAGACUCUUGGUAUAUAAUCAGAUAAAUUAGACAUCCCAUUGCGCGUUUCAAGACCUCAGGUACAUGUAUACCAUCUUACUCGCCACUUGCUCUCAAUUUUAUCAUCUGUUCUUGUGUAUGGUUGAAUCUUGAAUGUGAAGUCAGUGUUGGGACUGCACCUUGACGAAAUUCAGGUAGGAAGUAGAUUCUUUCCACUGUUUGUUUAUCAGCCUUUAGAAAAAAAAACUCAUCUGGACAGUGGACUCUGCUGUAGUUGUAGACCUCCCUGUUAUUCUGUUUAAAUCACCCCAAAGCCUUGAAAUAAAGUGCCAGCAGGCUGGUUCCUGCAGGGAGAUUCAUGAGGAUCGGGACAGUGCGGUGUGUUUUACGGGUGUGGGGAUGCUCUCGUGCUGUGGAAGUGCUGAAUUUUGGGAGCGAGCCCCUGUUUGUAUAGGUCUUGGAGAUGUUUCUGCUUGCACAGAGGUUGGAGAUGCUAGUUCGUGCCCUGGUGAGAGGGAGUGCACUAUGAGCCCUAAUGGCUGCUGGUCUCUGUAAGAGGGGUCGCACAGAGCAUUGCAGAGCCAUCUCUGUUUUUACGUUGCUUUAGUUUCCCAGAUCUAAUGUGGGAGCCAUGGAGAAGGGAGGAAAAAAUGUUUCUCUGUUAAAGAAUGUUUAAAUUUUCUGGCUCAUGGGUUACACUGUUGUCUGUUGGGCUGGUGGUGAUGUGGGUACUGGCCUGCUGAGGACCAAACUGAAAAUCUCUUUGUGAAAGGUGAAGUACGUGCGGUAUAAUACUCAUCAUGAUGUAGAGAGCCUGUCUUUGUUGCUAAAAGUGCAAUGAAUAAUCCAGGGUAUCCCCUGGGAAAUCUUCAGUUUUAGCCAAGUCAAGGGAUCUUCAUAGGAUUAAUAAUGUCAGUGACCCUGAAAUAGAAAAUGUUUCCUAUUGCUAUGCUGGGAUUUUUUUUCCUCUCUACCACCUAUUUUUUCACAGGUUUAAGAAACUUCCAGUGGACGAGAGUUUCCUUUUCUGGAAGGGGAAGAGUGAGGACAAGCAUCCUUCUGUGGUUAGGAAAAAUUGUUCAGGUCUUCUGAAAAGACAACAGAAGUACCCAAGAGAGCUGAGUAGGAAAGGAUAGAGGGAGACCUGAAAAAGAGUGAAUCUUGACUGUGGUCCCAGAGAAACCUCCCUUUUUCCUGUACAUGUUUUGCUGUGGCUCAGCAACUCGUCUUGGCAUUGCUCUGGGCUUUCUGGUCCCUCCUGUUCUGGUUCCCAAUGUGGAAGAUGUGGAGAAGCUGGCCUACCAUAUAAGCAUCAUGUUCUUCAUGACAGCAGGCGUGGCAACGGCCCUCUUCAUCCUGGUCGUCAUAGUCUUCAAGGAGAAGCCCCCAUACCCUCCGAGCCAAGCUCAGGCCUUGAUCCAGUCACGACCGACAGUGGAAUAUUCCUACGUGCAGUCAAUCCUUCGUCUGCUCCGCAACGCCAACUUUGUGCUGCUUAUGGUCACGUACGGUCUGAAUACAGGUUGCUUCUACUCCCUGUCCACUCUGCUGAACCGCAUGGUGAUCCAUCACUACCCAGGGAAGGAGGUGAAUGCUGGCAGGAUCGGACUCACCAUUGUACUGUCGGGGAUGGCUGGGGCUCUGCUCUCUGGCCUCUGGUUGGACAGAACCAAAACCUACAAACAGACGACGCUAGUGGUCUAUAUCAUGUCUCUGGUGGGAAUGAUAGUCUACACCUUCACUCUGAGUCUAGGCCACCUCUGGGUGGUCUUUGUGACUGCAGGUGUGCUGGGAUUUUUCAUGACAGGGUACCUUCCCCUGGGCUUUGAGUUUGCUGCAGAGUUGACAUACCCAGAAUCAGAGGGAACAUCAUCAGGACUCCUUAAUGUCUCAGCACAGAUCUUUGGUAUCGCCUUCACCAUCAGCCAAGGACAGAUCAUGGAUCACUAUGGGACAAAGGCAGGAAACCUCUUUCUUUGUUCCUUCCUGCUCCUGGGGACCAUUAUGACAGCAUUCAUUAAGGCUGAUCUCCAAAGACAGCAGGCCAAUGCGGAAAGUGAACGUACAGACGUUAGCAGAGCCAUCCACUCCGUGUUCAUGAAGCCAUCAACGACCAUGACUACCAAAGUGCAUAAGCUCUGUUCUCUGCUUGCUCAAGUCAGCUCUUUUCAGACGACAGUGCUGCCUUCUGUCAGAUAAUCUAGCAAAUCUAAUCUGGAGAGAGACCAGAAGGUCCAAGAAGCAGCCCUGCUCCAACCGGCUGCUCAGGAAGGUGGAUUUUCAAUUACAAAAUAUAUGCUUUUUAAUUUAAUUUUGUUUUAUUUUUACAAAACUAUCUGAGCACAAAUGCAGAGGGUAGGAUGAGUAGAGGGAACUGAUGCUGCCUUGGGUGGUUGUUGCACAUAAAGUUCUAGAGUAGACAAAAAAAAAAAAAGGCUGCAUGGUUGAACUAGUUUGGGUAAAGGAGUCCCUCCCAUUGCCAUAACUUAAGAAGAAUUCCUGCUUUUUUCUUCUCUGAGGCUGUCAGCUUGGGUUGAUUUUAGUAGUGGUGAGCCUCAUGGCCUACAGGACUGAGCUAAAAGACUACUGCUCUCCUGGAAUCCUGGCACGAGUGGAGUUAACUAGAAGACACUUAGCUAAGCUGAGCUGGGGUAAAGAGCAGUCUGUUUUGAUGCACACCAAACUGCCUGUAUCCCUUGAUUAGAGUGAUGAAGCAGAAGAUAAACUUUAAGGCCAAACCAUUCUCUGCAUGCCCUGUGGUAACAAGGGCCAUGAGGAGAAGUGCUGGUGACACUGCCUGUUAAUUCAAAGCAUGUUUGUGGAAAUCCAGGAAAUAUCAAGGUCCUUUGGCAGUGUAUAUAAUCCCUAAUAAUAAUAAUAAGGUCCUUUACCUUUGUCAGACACUUCUCUUACCAGAUGAAUUGUAUGCUUUUACCAUUUUUUGUGUAAAUCUAAAAUACAGUUGUAAGAUCUUGCUGCUGAGCAAAAGGUGUAUAGGUUUCACUUCUAUAACCCUAAAAGCUUCCAGAACUGACUGCAGUAAGAACCAGAGAUGUGUGUGUCAGGUAAUAGGUCUCAGUUAGUCAAUAACUUCAUUGGCAACUCCUUCUCCCUGAGGAGUCAUGCUCUGUAGAAGUCAUGAUGGAUGCCCCUUCCACCCCCCACCCCCAAAUGUGGCCUCUGAAUGGCUGAGCUCACCUGGUUAUUUCUCAGGUUUAACAAACAACCCCGGGUGCUUGACCUACUGAAGUGGGGCUGAAUCUGGUGUUCUGCGUUAACGUGGGUGCCUCAGUCAGCUGGGUUUAGGCACCGUGUGCUGCCUUUGUGGAGAGCUCUGAUGGAGUCAUGUACUGGAGCUUUGCUACAUGGCAUGGCUGCCUCACACGUGCUUGGGUGAUUUUUACGGGUUUCUUUCUUUACCUGUUCCUCUUCUUUUAUUUUUUUCUCUCCCCUCAUUUCCCUCCCUACUUGCUUCCAUCUUUUCUGGGAUCUGACUUGUGGCUGUUGUUACAGAGACUCCAAGGCAGCAAUCAGAUCACGGAUUAUGGACUGUAGCUUGUAACCCUAACCCCAUCAAUUCCCAUUCCUGUUCACUAGCUCACACGCAA
This is a messenger RNA of Cygnus olor (mute swan), 4063 nucleotides long. It is a transcript of the gene FLVCR2, whose product is annotated as FLVCR heme transporter 2. The coding region runs from base 1656 to 2654 and encodes 332 amino acids. The record is from RefSeq and is a predicted model, not a curated record. Gene Ontology annotation, biological process: transmembrane transport; heme export. Gene Ontology annotation, cellular component: membrane. Gene Ontology annotation, molecular function: heme binding; heme transmembrane transporter activity. The transcript is spliced from 11 exons. Lineage: Eukaryota; Metazoa; Chordata; Aves; Anseriformes; Anatidae.